AUGAAUAGUGGACAUACAAUGACUGAACCUAUUUCUUAUUUAAGUUCUCGAGAAUUCGAUGGAAAAUUUCGUUUAUUGUGUCAACGAUCGAUAAUUUGUGUUAUUGGAAAAUUAAAUGAAUCACAAAGAUUUACAUGUUCAAAUCUUAUCUUUACUUUUCCUGUAAAUUGUAUUGAAAGUGAUAUUUCACUUGAAAUUGAAUUUGUCAAUUCACCAAAAUUCGAUACAUUUCAAUUACCUGAAUGUUUAUGUCUUUUUCGAACAAAUUAUGCUGACGAAAGUAAAACUAUAUUCAAUGAAAUGGCCAAUAUUGAAUAUCGAAAUGAAGGAAAUGUUUAUUUCUUCAAUCAACAAUUGGGGAACCAUUUAUUAUUCGUGAUUAUCCACUUUAUUGUCGUUCUCUUCAAAUUCGUAAACAAAAUCCAAGUAAAUAUCCACGUAUUGCUUAUCAUGGAACAUCAAUUGAAGUAA
Molecule: messenger RNA, 471 nt
Organism: Adineta ricciae
Lineage: Eukaryota; Metazoa; Rotifera; Eurotatoria; Adinetida; Adinetidae
Source: the annotation of a GenBank genome assembly